Dictyostelium purpureum is the source of this 1134-nucleotide messenger RNA. RefSeq lists its product as uncharacterized. Gene Ontology annotation, molecular function: terpene synthase activity. The transcript has 2 exons. NCBI's taxonomy places the organism in Eukaryota, Evosea, Eumycetozoa, Dictyosteliales, Dictyosteliaceae. Bases 1 to 1134 code for a protein of 377 amino acids. The record is from RefSeq and is a predicted model, not a curated record.
AUGUCAUUAUCAUUAAGCGAUAUUAAAUUUCCAGAAUCAUGGGAAUUAAUUCCAAACGAAAGAAACUAUAUUGACUACGUAUACAAAGAAUCAGUAGAAUUGGGUGUAUGGAGACCAGAUAACAAAAGAGAUUUAAUCGCUCAUAAUAAUGUUGUUAGUCUUUCAAAAUUCUUUUGGCCAAAUAUGGACUUCGAACGUCUAGUAAUGGGUGGUGAACUUAUGGUCUGGUUCUUUACUUUCGAUGAUGCUUUGGAUGCUGGAAUCUACAAUGAUGAACAACAAGCUCAAGUCGUUAAAAGAAUGAGCGAUGUUUUUAUGAACGGUACUGUUGAAGACGAUGCCAGUGGUCCAGAAAAAAUGGCUCUUCAUCUUAGAAAUAAAUGCGAAGUAAUGUGCGGUGAAAGAAAAGAUACAUUCAAUCGUUUCAUUUCAUCAUGUAUUCAAUGGGUAGACUCAAUUAUUCCAUUUAAUAAAAUUAAGAUUGAUGGAGCUUCACCAGAUAUCGAACUAUAUUCAUAUUUAAGAAAGAUUAAUAUUGGUGCUUUCCCAUGCGUUACUUUAACAGAAGUUAUGCUUGACCACGAAAUCGACCACUAUGUAUGGUAUGACCCAAGAUGGAUUAAAAUGAAUGAAGACAUUGCAAUUAUCACAACCCUAAUCAACGAUUUAGUAAGCUAUGAAAAAGAAGUUAAUGACAACGCCGGUGAUUUAAAUCCAUUAUUUUUUAUUCAAAAACAAAGAAAAGUACCAUUAACUGAAUCUUUUAAAGAAGUUGUUGGUUUAAUCAAUCAUUGGGUAAAAGAUUUUACAAAUUUAGAAGAAAGCUUUAUGAAAUCACACAAAUUUAAAAACUCAAAACAAAAAAGAGAUUUUGAAUGUAUGUUAGAACACCUUCAUUACUUGGCAUCUGGUUCAAAAUUAUGGAGUAUGCAAACACCACGUUACUGUAGUCCAACUUCUCCAUUCAUUGAAAUGCGUAAACAAUCGAGCUCACCAAAUCUUACAAAUUCAAUAUCAAUCCCAACUAAUAAUACAAAUAAUAGUAAUAAUAUAACUUCAAGUCCAAACAAAAAACAAAAAAUCGAUAUUACCAGUUCAAGUGCCAUUUUUACCACCAGAGAAAUUAUAAAUUAA